AUGCUGGGGUUUGAUGGAGCCUUGGACGCACCGGGAUCUGCUAUGUUUGGUGGAGGUUCAGGGGAUAUUCUUCUAGCUUAUGCCGGGUGUGAGGGAACAGAAGAUAACCUUGCAGACUGUGCUCAUAAUGCAGGAAAUAAAGGUGUCUCUUGCAGAUAUGGAAAGGAUGAACGCAUCAGUUGUUUUCAUUACGAUUGCAGUCAUGCAGGGGAUGCAGGUGCCAUUUGUUAUUCCGGAGCCCAUCCUCAGCCAUUUCAAGUUCGUCUGAUUGGUGGAUCUAACGAUGCUGAAGGAAGAGUAGAAUUCUUGAACGAUGGAUCCUGGGGAACUAUCUGUGACGAUCUAUGGGAUCUGAGAGACGCGAGGGUGGUUUGUAGAAUGCUGGGGUUUGAUGGAGCCUUGGACGCACCGGGAUCUGCUAGGUUUGGUAAAGGUUCAGGGGAUAUUCUUAUAGAUGAUGUCGGGUCCCAUCCAAAUUCUUUCGGAAUAAGGCUCGUCGGAGGAGCCAGUAAUUCUGAAGGCAGAGUGGAGGUAUGUACGAUGGAUCCUAGGGAACUAUCUGUGAUAAUGGCUGGGAUCUCAGAGACGCGAGGGUCGUCUGCAGGAUGCUAG
Messenger RNA from Strongylocentrotus purpuratus (purple sea urchin), 612 nucleotides. Its product is annotated as deleted in malignant brain tumors 1 protein-like. Gene Ontology annotation, cellular component: membrane. Bases 1 to 612 code for a protein of 203 amino acids. The record is from RefSeq and is a predicted model, not a curated record. The transcript has 3 exons. NCBI's taxonomy places the organism in Eukaryota, Metazoa, Echinodermata, Echinoidea, Camarodonta, Strongylocentrotidae.